AUGCUCAUGCUGUCUGUGCUGUGCUGUGCUGGAAACGCUUCGCACUACCCUUGGAAUAUCCCAAACAAAACGCCUUGCCCAGCCUUUCACCCAUAUGCCAUCCAUCUCUCGUAUGUCAAAGACAACCUUACGAGAAUGAUGCAGAUUGAGUCAAUGCUCCAUAAUGAAGUGAUGCUGCAUCUCAGACAGCCAUACUGCCAUGAUGCUGAUUCUUGGAUGCUGUUUCUUGUCGGUAUUUGGGCCAAUGCUGUGAUGCUGAUUCUUGGAUGCUGACUCUUGUCGGCAUGUUCUUCGACUGAUGUUAAAAGUUGUGUGUAGUUGAGCCAAUGCUGUGAUGCUGCAUCUCAAGUAGCCAUAGUGACAUGAUGCUGAUUCUUGGAUGCUGACUCUUAUUGAAAAGUUCGUCGAUCAAUGUUGAAUGUAGUGUGACUGCUCAACCCAGCAAUGUAGUAUCGAGGCCGAUGAGCUUCUCAAAACGAGAUCUCAGGCCAUAUACAACCGCUUUGGAGUUGCUGUAUUGAAUGUCGUGGUAGCCACCGAGAUUGGCGUUGCGCCAUCCCUGAAGUUGGCCGUAAUGACCUAUCCAGGUCAUAAAGCAGAAGAUGAGGAAGAUGAUGAAAAUGAGACCGCGCAGACUGGGUGCGUUGCCCUGCUUCUCCUGCUGAUGAACCACGUGCCUAACGCGGACUUC
Pseudocercospora fijiensis CIRAD86 is the source of this 691-nucleotide messenger RNA. RefSeq lists its product as uncharacterized. Bases 1 to 273 code for a protein of 90 amino acids. The record is from RefSeq and is a predicted model, not a curated record. The transcript is spliced from 7 exons. Lineage: Eukaryota; Fungi; Ascomycota; Dothideomycetes; Mycosphaerellales; Mycosphaerellaceae.